This is a messenger RNA of Amoebophrya sp. A25, 714 nucleotides long. NCBI's taxonomy places the organism in Eukaryota, Dinophyceae, Syndiniales, Amoebophryaceae. The record is from the annotation of a GenBank genome assembly.
CCCCAAUGUUGUUUGUUAUUCUGUGAGUGUGGGUCCAAAAUCCUUUUUUUCGGAGGAGCGGACCUUUCUUCACUGGAUGCAUGUUGUCUCCUUGCUAAGUGUUUUCAGCAUCGCUCUGCUCAGCGCGCAUGCGAUCGCUGCAGUAGUGCUGCUUUGUGCCUGCAUCAUUCUCGCGUUUUUGUUAUGGUGGUUGCACGUUAGUCGCGUGGAAGCCAUGGAUCGCGGCAUGGCUGCUGCUAAUGAGUUCCGCGAGCACCGAUUUUUUCUAGCCCUGGGUGGUCUCUUCACUUUCGUGAUGCUCUUCACGCUCAAAGUGCUCUUGCUCAACGGAUCUUCCGACUUCUGAGUACUACAUGUGAUUUUCGAACUAGUCGUGUACGUUUGUCAGAGAAUGCCUACUUCAAAAUAUCAUGCGGGGGAGCACAAGAACAACUACGAACUUCAGGAGAAAUGCCCAUACAUCUACUUUCUCAUGAAGAGAGAAAAUCUGCUAAUAAAUACAACAACCUGCUACAACGUCACAAGCACAACUGCUCACUGUUGGUAGAACUACAAGAAGAAGAUGUACUAGUACACGAUGACGAUCGGAGAUGGUUUCGGAUAAUAAUAGACAGAAAUUCUUGUGACACAAGAUAAACUUCGGGGAAUAUCUGUGCGGAGAAGAGCACAUAUUGCUUGGUUUUUUCCGAGAGCCUCCGCCUUGGGCAUCCCCCA